AUGGAAGAAUUCGAUCGAGUUCCCAUUGACAUUCAAUCUACCAACAACCCCAGUUUGAGUCCCAGUAGCAGCAGCAAUGGUCAUACAUUGACCAUAUCUCCUGGAAUGACACAGUAUUGGACUCCUCACUGUGAAGACGAAAUCAGACCAGCAGUAGACAUGAUUUUUAAAACAUUGGAUGCUGGUAUUGAAUUCUACAAACAUUAUGCUUCCAAAGUUGGGUUUGACACGAGGUCUAGUUCCGUCGUUACAGCACGUGAUGGGACAAAAAUUCAAAAGCAAAUCGUUUGCAACAGAGAAGGAUUUAAGAAUACAGGAGCUCAACAUUGUCACUCGCAGUCAAGUGCAGAUGCAGGGGAUGGUCCUUCCCGUCCAAAGCGGCGAAGGGUUUCAAACAGAACUGGUUGCAGAGCUAGGAAUAUGUUUAAGUACAUUGGAGCAGCUGGGUACCAAGUUACCACUUUUAUUGAAAAACAUAAUCACAACAUGUCUUCGGUUCUGGCAAGGCAGUUUCUAAAGGGAAAUAGAAACAUCUCCAGUGUUCACCAGAAGUUUAUACUCGACUGCGCUAAAGCAAAUAUUGGAGCACCAAAAUCACACGGUUUAUACAGUCAGAUUGUGGGGGAUUACUCUGAAGUUGGAGCAACUGUAGUGGACUUUAAAAAUGUCAGAAGGGAUCUCAGAGCAUACAUAUUGGGAGCUGAUGCACAAAUACUGAUGAGCAGACUGUUUUGGGCAAAUCCAAUGUCAAAAAAGAAUUUUGCUGCAUUUGGAGAUGUUGUCUCUUUUGAUGCCACGUACUCAACAAACAGGUACGAUCUGGUUUUUACACCCUUCACCGGAGUUGAUAACCAUAAAAAAUGUAUAACAUUCGGUGCUGGACUACUGUUGAAAGAAGACAUUGAGUUUUAUGUUUGGCUCUUUGAAAAAUUUAAAAAGGCAAUGGGUAUGGAACCAAGAAUAAUUGUCACCGAUCAAGAUCCAGCUAUGAAAGUGGCGAUUCCAACAGUUUUCAAGCAAGCAAGGCAUCGUUAUUGCAUGUGGCACAUCAUGUGUAAAGUUUGGGAAAAGGUGGGUCCUACGCUGAACAAGGAUGAGGAAUUCAGGAACAAACUGAACUCAAUCGUUUGGACGUCAUCUUUGGAACCUCCUGAUUUUGAGAAGCAGUGGAGAGAGCUAAUGGAAAAGUACAACUUAGUCGAAUACAACUGGUUUAAAACUAUGUUUGAGGCUAGAAAGCAUUGGAUCCCAGCGUAUUUUAGAGAUGGCUUUAUGGGAGGACUACUCAGGAUAACUUCUCGUUCCGAAAGUGAGAACUACACGUACAACCGUUUUACUGGUCCCCAAUCAAGCCUAGUUGAAUUCAUGAUGAACUUUGACAGUGCUCUUAAAUCACAACAUAACACAAAUGCAAAGCUCAACAGUGACAACGAAGGGUACAAUCCAGAUAUGAAGACGCCUCUGGGGAUUGAAAAGCACGCUUCAAUCGUCUACACCAUUACUGUUUUCUAUCAAGUUCAGGAAGAAAUAUGUGCCUCCUGUUUCAAAUGUAUGGUGUUGAGUGUUAGAGAAGACGGUGGACUGUUGCACUAUGAUAUUAUGGAUGGAAAGAACAAAAGAUUUACUGUGGUGCACAAUGUAAAUGACCAUGAGGCCAAAUGCAGUUGCAAGAUGUUUGAGAUGGUUGGACUGUUGUGUAGACACAUAUUUGUGGUCUUUAGAGACCUUGAAAGGAUCCCUCUGAAGUACGUGGUUAAUCGGUGGACUAAGGAUGCAUCUUUAAAAGCUACAUUUGAAAUAGAUGGUGUGAUUUACAAUCAGAAUGGACCAAAGGAUGAAAAGAAGAUGUUGCUGAACAAAGUGUGGUCUGAUAUACACUGUUGUAUGGAUCUGGCAGGUUCAAACAUGGAGCAAUUGCCUGCAUUUUCCCAAGUGAUUAAUGAACAGAAACAGCUGCUACUGUCAGGAAAGGAUAAAUUGUCCCCUCAGCACAGCAGGAGGACUGUUAUAGAAUCAUAUUGUGGAUCAACCGAAAUUUCAGAGAUCAACAUACUUCCACCGAAACAUGCAAAGAACAAGGGCAUCGACAAGCGUAUCAAAAGCAGCAAGGAGUUGGCAAUGGAAAAAGAAGAGGGCAAGAGGUGCAAUUUUUGUGGUGUUAGAGGAGAUCACCAUGACACCAGGACUUGCCCACUUAACCCCAAAAGUAAGGACAAGCAAAAGGGUAAGAAAAAUGCAUAG
Messenger RNA from Ipomoea nil (Japanese morning glory), 2241 nucleotides. RefSeq names its product protein FAR1-RELATED SEQUENCE 5-like. NCBI's taxonomy places the organism in Eukaryota, Viridiplantae, Streptophyta, Magnoliopsida, Solanales, Convolvulaceae. Gene Ontology annotation, molecular function: zinc ion binding. The transcript is spliced from 4 exons. The record is from RefSeq and is a predicted model, not a curated record. Gene Ontology annotation, biological process: regulation of DNA-templated transcription. The coding region runs from base 1 to 2241 and encodes 746 amino acids.